Molecule: messenger RNA, 727 nt
Organism: Amoebophrya sp. A25
Lineage: Eukaryota; Dinophyceae; Syndiniales; Amoebophryaceae
Source: the annotation of a GenBank genome assembly
UGCAUAUGGGUGAAGUCAUCAACAUGAAGUGCAAGUGGUAUGGUAGGGUGGCCUAAAGCGUAGAUUUUUGACUCAACAUAUGAAGAACAGUGUGUUUAGGAUUUCUUCAAAAAUUCAAAAAUUCCAUAAUGAUGAACAAGAUGAGGUCAACAUCCUUCCUCAGAUUUUUGCUUUGUCUACUCCCAAAUGAUGGUCUCUUCUGGUUGUUCGGCUCCUCUUCCUGUGAAGCUGCUCCGCUUCUACCAUGGCCAACGUUCAACACGGGGCCUUCGACUUCUGCAGAAACGCAAGGACUACUACUGAAAAGACCUCCCCAGGAACAUCUGGGUCAUCGAUUGAGUGUACGCAACAACCAACUCGCAGCCGGUGUCGAAGGACGAGGAUCUGCAGAACAAAAGCAGGAACGCUACGUUCUUAACGAAUUUGGACAGCCGAUUGCUGUAAUUGCUCUGGCUCCUGCAAUAACGAAACCAGGGACGGCCUCAUCUUCGAGUAGAACUCCUACGAACCCGCCGAAUGUUGAUCGUCAAGUUGUAGACGAUCCCAACAUGAUGAUCGCAUCAGCAUCAGCAAGAUCCACGUCCACUAGUGCAUUUUCGUCAACUAGUAGCAGGAGUUCUCCGCUUUUAUCCAAGCAUGUUGUCACAAUUCCACGACACUGCAAGAUCAUGUGUGCCGUGGGUGCAUUGGUAUCGACUAGCGCAAUAGCAGCGGUGGGACAACAUAG